Molecule: messenger RNA, 1994 nt
Organism: Panicum virgatum (switchgrass)
Lineage: Eukaryota; Viridiplantae; Streptophyta; Magnoliopsida; Poales; Poaceae
Product: heme chaperone HemW-like
Exons: 2
Coding region: 265-1689 (474 amino acids)
Biological process (GO): porphyrin-containing compound biosynthetic process
Cellular component (GO): cytoplasm
Molecular function (GO): 4 iron, 4 sulfur cluster binding; coproporphyrinogen oxidase activity
Source: RefSeq, a predicted model, not a curated record
CGAAUCUGCGGGAGGCCAGCUUCACCGUCUCCGUGCUACAGUGCCGCUACAGUGCGCUACAGUAGACGAAGCCGGAGCCGGUGAAAUCGUGCCAAACAGGCCUAAGACUUCAGAAGUGCACCACAGCAGAGAGCAGGCUACGAGCGCCGCCUGCCUCCGCCCGCUACGAGCGCCGCCGCGAGCAGGCUCGCUUCAGCGCCAAUCUGCCCCCAACCGCGUCGCCCUCGCCCCCGCGUCCGUGCGCGGCCUCAACUUCAGUCAGUAAUGCUACGAUUGGCCUCCCCGCUCGUCUCCCAACUCUCGCCAAGGAAACCGCCCCCAAUCCGCCCACGCCCUCCACCUGCUCGACGAUAUGCCGCCGCCACCACCUCCUCCUCUUUAUCUCCUCCUCCUCCCUCGCUCCCGGAGCUCCCUCCAUCCUCCGUAUACGUCCACCUCCCCUUCUGCCGCAAGCGCUGCCACUACUGCGACUUCCCCAUCGUCGCGCUCGGCUCCUCCUCGGGCACCACCCCGUCCCGCAGCGAGAGCGCAGACGACCCCAGGAUCGUCGACUACGUGCGUCUCCUCCUCCGCGAGAUCGCUGCCACGCGCCCGUUCUCCGACGACGGCGUCCCGCUCGAGACCGUCUUCUUCGGGGGCGGCACGCCGUCGCUCGUCCCGCCGCGCCUCGUCGCGGCCGUCCUCGACGCGCUGCGGGACAGGUUCAGCCUGUCGGCGUGCCCCGAGGUGUCCAUCGAGAUGGACCCGGGGACCUUCGACGCCGCCAGGCUCAGGGAGCUCGUGGGCGUGGGCGUCAACCGCGUGUCGCUCGGCGUGCAGGCGUUCCAGGAUGACCUGCUCCGCGCGUGCGGCCGCGCGCACGGGGUGGAGGAGGUGCACGAGGCCGUCGGAAUCGUCACGGCGUGCGAGGGGCUACACAACUGGAGCAUGGACCUCAUCUCCUCGCUGCCCAACCAGACCGAGGAGAUGUGGGAGGAGAGCUUGAGGUGCACCGUGGAUGCCAGGCCCACGCACGUCUCCGUGUAUGAUCUGCAGAUUGAGAAAGGCACCAAGUUUGGGCAAAUGUAUACUCCAGGUGUCUUUCCUCUUCCGAGUGACACUGAGUCUGCAAAUUUCUACAAGAUUGCUUCAAAGCGGCUUUCUGAAGCAGGAUAUAACCACUAUGAGAUCAGUAGCUACUGCAAGCCUGGAUACGAGUGCAAGCAUAAUCUAACGUACUGGCAGAACCGGCCCUUCUAUGCCUUCGGUCUUGGAUCUGCAAGUUACAUUAACGGUGUCAGGUUCUCUAGGCCGAGAAGAAUGAAGGAGUAUGCAGAGUGGGUUCAGAAGUUGGAAGAUGAAACAUGGAGCCACAAGUCUAGAAGCUCUGAUAGUAAGGACAUGGCAAUGGAUGUGGUUAUGCUAUCAUUGAGAACAGCUUGGGGGCUUGAUUUGCAAAGUUUCAGUAAAUCAUUUGGGAAAAGUCUGGCGCUAUCACUGUGUAGCACAUUUAGGCCUUUUGUGGAGAGUGGUCUUGUAAUUGCCAUGGAUAUGGAACGACAAGCCUUGCCACAAUUCGAUUUUGAGUUUGACCUGCAAAGUGAAGAUGAUUUUGGUAGCAGAGUUGCAUUUAUCCGUCUCAGCGACCCAGAUGGUUUUUUGUUGUCCAACGAGUUGAUUUCACUUGCUUUUGGAAUUAUCUCACCAUAACAAGGUUAUACAUUUCACACUGAUAUAGAUUAUUUCUAGUUGAUUGAUUUGCUCUGGCUAUACUGAAGUAUGCUCAUCUGUCUAAUAUUAGCGGUUGACAUUAGCAGAUCACUGAGAUAUAUUUUGAUAUUUGAUCGCCGUCUCAAUCUUAACUAUACUGAAGUAUGCUCGUCUGUCUAAUAUUAGCGAUUGACAUUAGUAGGUCACUGAGAUAUAUUUUGAUAAUUGAUUGCCGUCUCAAUCUUGUAUUUUUAUUACAAACAGUUAUAGUUCCCCUGACAAGAAUCGUUGUCAUGAAAAUUUAA